GCGUGUGUGUGUAUCCAAAAGGUUUUGCCAACCGGACCGGUAAAUCCAUGCCUUUAGGUCAUUGAUUUAACCGCUGGAAACAGCUAUAUUUCGCUAGUCAAAUAAAAUACAACUGUGGUGUUUCCACCCGGAUUAUGUUCUGUUUCUCUGAGGAAGUUACUGGCCAGUUUUAUCGCGUUGAAGUUACCUGGCCGAACUGUUGUUAAACAUUGCCGUUGGAGUUUGUCAUCCAAGGUGUCGAAUGGCCUCUGGUGUUACUGUGAAGACAGAGAAGCGACCGGCUCCCGACACAGAGGACGGCCAUGUGAAGGCCAAAAAGGCCAGGAAGCUGCUGCCGAGCCUGAAGACGAAGCGUGCCCGCGAGCUGGUGCUGGUGGUGGGCACGGGGGUGAGCUCUGCGGUGGCUCCCCAGGUGCCGGCGCUGCGCAGCUGGAAGGGCCUGAUCCAGGCUCUGCUGGACGCCGCCAACGACUUCGACCUGCUGGAGGACGAGGAGAGUCGACGCUUCCAGAAGAGCCUCGCCGAGGACAAGAACCUGGUGCACGUGGCACACGACCUCAUCCAGAAACUCUCACCGCGUACGGGUAACGUGCGCUCCACCUUCUUCAAGGACUGCCUGUACGAGGUGUUUGACAGCCUGGAGGACAAGAUGGAGCACAUGGGGAAGCACCUGCUGAGCUCCGUGCUGCAGCUGAUGGAGAGUGGCGCGCUGGUGCUCACCACCAACUUCGACAACCUGCUGGAGCUCUACGCCGGACACCAGGGCACCAGGCUAGAGUCGCUGGACCUCACAGAUGAGAAGAAGGUAUUAGAGUGGGCCCAGGGCAAGAGGAACCUGAGUGUGCUGCACAUCCACGGCGUGUACACCAACCCCAGCGGCAUCGUGCUGCACCCCGCAGGCUACCAGAACGUCCUGCGCAACACAGAGGUCAUGAGAGAGAUCCAGAAGUUGUACGAGACCAAGUCCUUUGUGUUCCUGGGCUGCGGCCGCACAGUGGAUGACACCACGUUCCAGGCCCUGUUCCUGGAGGCGGUCAAGCACAAGUCGGACCUGGAGCACUUCAUGCUGGUGCGGCGCGAGGAGGAGGGCCUGGACGAGUUCAAGAAGCUGCGCGACAACAUGCUGGACAAGGGCAUCAAGGUCAUCUCCUACGGCAGCGAGUACGCCGACCUGCCCGACUAUUUCCAACGCCUCGCCACCGAGAUCUGCAACCACCCGGACAGCUGCUGCGGCGGCGGUGGUGGCGGGAUGGACGGCGGCGGGUCGGGCUCCGUGUCCGGCUCCUCCAACGGCUGGGGUGAGAUCUCCCUACAACGAGGAAGAAUCCCAGAACGGUUUCACCUCCCUCAAGAGCCUCCUGCAAGAUGAGCACUCAUGACAGGUGCUGGAGUGGUGGGGAGUCUGGCGCCUUUUCUGUCUGCUGUACCCCUCAUAGAGUAGCCUCCUUCUCCUCCUCCUCCUCAAUUCCACCUUUACACACUACAUGGAUCAACAGUAAGCAAAAGAAAGAGGAAGACGCCUGUUCAAGCCCAUCGUGUCUUUUCCGCUCCUCGUAGAUUAGUGUCCUCCUCCUCCUCCUCUUUUUCCUCUUGCUCCUCCCUCUCACCGCCCUCUUCCUCAGGUCCACCCCUGCUGUACACGGAUCAGUCAUAAAAGAGAGCGGGAGGGAGAGAGAGCCCCUGUUCCAUCCUAUUGUCCUUGUAGAGUAGCCUCCUCCUCUUUCCUCUCAUCCUCCGAUUGCACACAUUCAUCGUUUACUUGGAUCAGCAGUAGAAGACAGAGAGAGGAGAGAGUCCCUGUUUCUGUUUCAUCUCAUUGCCCUUGAUUAUUCCCUUUGACCUCUCUAAUCCAUUCACAUGUCCCCUUCUCAACCACGUACCACAAUCAACUUGUCAACUCAGCCUUGUGCCUUCCCCCCUCCAAGAGACAGACUUUUUUUGUACACAGAACGCACAAUAAAAGGUCAUCUAAGCCAGCAGGUACUCAUAGAUGAUGGAUUGGGGGUUUUUUGUAUUGUUUUUUUUUUUUUUUUUUUACCACAAUUGGUCCUCUCAAGUUGAUGCUGGACUUAACAAAGUGAUGGCAAUAUUAUACAAGCGUAGCCUACCAUGAUCUUAGACUCUGGAGAACCCAUUGCUGGUUGAACCAAUGACACUUUGCAAUGUGCCUUAUAUGUCUGUGCUCCCGUGGUACACAACGGAUCCCACAGCCUGCACAGUGUAGUGGGGCUUAACCUUAGAGCUCAGACAUGACUCCACCACCACCACCCCGCUCUCCAUGGACUCUGAACCAGGCCAUUCAACACAACAACAACAACCGCAGCAGCUGCAAGCUACAAGGACCACAGAGACAAUACACAGUAGUUAGCAAAAGCACACAUCCGAUGCUGUGUCGAGGAAGUCAAAGUCCUGCCAAAUAUGUAUGAUACACAUGGUUUAUGAUGAAUAAAUGAACCGAACAAUCCUAUUUUUUUAGUCAGGCUAAAUAGUUUAACUAGAUGUGUUAGGAGAUUACAAAGCCUGUGAUACGAAAUAUACAGUAUGUCUGGCCUUCUACUAUCUCCUGUCAGGUUGUAUUCAGCCAGGUUCCAACUGCAGCUGUUGCCACAUGGUAGGUCUUACUGUAUGUUUCCCAGACCUAAACCAACAGCAAGGCAUCUAUUGGCCGAUAUUCUGAUUAAAAAAAAAAAAACACUACACAUGUACAGUACGUCUGUAGCAAACACAGUUAAAGUGUUCAGUUUGAACAUCAAAGAAGAAAUUGUGUAUCUGGUGGUAGCUAUAGUGUAUUUCAUAAAAGCAACAUUUUUUGUAUUGUUAUUUUUUAAGACUGUACAGGUAACUUUUUCUGUUGUUGUCUGUAGGUAUUUAUGUGUACUAUUUUAGAAUAAAGUAAAACUUAAAAUGUAAAAAAUGUGUUUAUUUUGCGUGUACUGUAUGUCAACAUGAGGUGCAAACUCACAGCAGUAACCAACAGGUUAUAAAUUCCUGAGAAUUGUCAAUAUUGUCAAGUAUUUAUUUCAAAGAUUUUCUCCCAGAAAUGUGAGACUACUUAAGUGAUAGGCUUUUUCUUUUUGUCAAUCACGCAAAACGAAAGUAAAUUUAAAAAAAAAAGACUUUCUUGAAAAGAGACAAAAAUCAUGGAAUGAAUGAAAUCUGAUUUGUGGAGACGUCUUUGUUAGCUUUCAUUUUGCGUGAUUGAUAAUACUACUACUUUUACUACUGCUACAACUACUUCCACUACUACUAAUAAUAAUGAAAAAAAUAUCGAUGGAAAUUGAUGACACUAGAGGUCAUGGAAUAUAAGAGCAGCUUUAUUUAAGAAAUGUUUAUACAUUCUCAUAAAUUAUCUCAAAAUCUUCUCUAUAUCUCUCUCUCUGUGUGCAUGCUGCACUACUGCAGAUCAUAAUGGGACAGUCAGGGUUAGCAUAGACAGAAUGAACUAUUUAACAGUAAACAGAAGGGAAAUGAUGCAGAAUUGCUUAUACUUGCUGUAUACUGAUAACUGAUUGGAAACAAACAUAAUACUGUCCAAACUGUUUGGCAGUUACACACAAAAUAAAACAUGGUGUCCUUAUUUUUGCCCCUUAAAAUGCGUUUUAACCCCUGAAGUGAAUUGUCAUUGUGAUUUGUUGGGCAUUCAUUUUCACCAGUUAAGCUGUGAUGUGAAUGAAGAUGUUUCAUCUGACAAUAGUCAUAUGAAAAGCAACAGGACCAAAUCUGUUCAAUUUGAAAACUCCCAGCUGCAGAUAUUACCGUUGUGGUGAGCCUUGAAAACAAAAACAAAUAAAUGUUGUGCAUUCAAUAAAAUCAAUAAAUUAAGUCCAGGCUUGCGGAUACCUGAAGUGAGUGUUGUGUGACCACCAGUUUUGAGUAUAGGUAGAGACAGGAUGCACUUUGCUGAGUCUCAAGAAAAUCACACUUCAUUGAAUUGGUUUGGUUUUUUGUUUGUUGGUUUGUAUUGUUUUGUCACUGUCCAAACA
Engraulis encrasicolus (European anchovy) is the source of this 3983-nucleotide messenger RNA. RefSeq names its product family with sequence similarity 118 member B (gene siral1). The record is from RefSeq and is a predicted model, not a curated record. NCBI's taxonomy places the organism in Eukaryota, Metazoa, Chordata, Actinopteri, Clupeiformes, Engraulidae. The coding region runs from base 242 to 1369 and encodes 375 amino acids. The transcript has 8 exons.